UCUUGCUAAAAAUAUUAUCGUGGAAUUGAAUGUUGACAUCUAAUUGAAAAUGAGUUACAAAGAUCGAGUUUUAAUUUUGAUCGGAUUUGACCGAAUUUUUCAAAUCGAGUGUUUUCAAAUAACGUCUUGAAAUUUUCAAUUAGGUUCCGAGUCAAUUUUGUGGGAUAAACAAUUGUUUGUUUGCCUAAAGAGUGACAAACAUUGGAUCAAUUAGAAUCACGGUGGAGUUCAUACCGGAGCUCUCAUCUUUCGUUAUUUUACUACUAUCUUCUCUUCGAUCUCCCGUACAAUCACUGUUCAUAUUCAUCUAUUCUCUCAAUUCAAUAGAUCUCUCUAUCUAUUCCAGUUUUGCUAAAUCACUGCUUCAUUGAUCGAUUUGCUUUUUGUUUUGCAUUAUGCUAAUUGAAUUGUGACUCUCAAUUGUUACUUGAUAUUUUAUUUAUCGUUUUUGAUGUGAUUUUAGGGUGUCGUGAUGUAUUUAAUCUGAAAUUAUUGCGGUUUUGAUCGAAUCUAAGAUCAAAAAUGGACUGGUGGGGCGGAAAGGUGUCUUUGGGAAACUUGGAUUUCUCAGGGGCAGUAAAUAAACUUCAAGAAAGUGUGAAGAAUAUUGAGAAGAAUUUUGACAGUGCUCUUGGUUUAGAGGAUAAGCCUCAGUCCAGCGAUGAAGCUUCUGGACCACAAACCUCUUCGAAUAGUAGAAAUGCACUAUUUGACCCUGUUAUGGCUUUGAUGGGGCGUAGAGAUGAGGAAAUUGUGGAUGAGUCUGAGGACAGAGAAAGUCCUGAAGAUAAGACAAUAAAGUCAGGGAGUAAAGAGGAUUCACAAGAAAUUCCAGAAAGAACACAUGAUCUCUCUGUUGUUGAAGCGAAGAAAGAUGAUGCUGUUGAUACUGAGCUUAAGUCUUCCACAGAGCAUGUGUUUCCGUCUGAAGUAGUGUUGCCCCCUGAAGUAGUAGAGGGGGAGGUGAAAGAGCAAAAAAAUCAUGUUGCUCCUGAAAUCGUCGACGAGAUGAUUUUGUCAGAUGAUUCUAGUAAAGUUACGUCUGAUACACAGGAACCUGUUACCUCAUCUGAAUCCAAAAUUCAGGAUGUUGUUGGAACAACUGAGUCUGAUAAGGAGCUUGAUACGGAGGGAAAAGUCGAUGGGGUAACCUCUGAAUGUUCAGACUCAACUCAAAACAAAAUACAAAGUUAUGAAGUUACUCCAGACCAAAUUGAUAAUGAUAUUAGUAGGGAAGCAAGUGAUGAGGUGGAGGCACUAGAAAGUAUACAAGAGCUGGCUGUAGACAGAGAAACCAAUCCUGAACACGUGGAAGAUUCAAGUGAUAGCCACGCUGGAAUCCUGAUUGAACAAUCAGAGUCCAUUGGUGUUAAGGCUGUAGCUGAAUCCGGAAGUCCGGCUAAAUCAGUCAAUAAACUACCUGAUGAAAUUCCUAGCAAUUCGAUUCAAGAAAUUGUUUCCGAGGAAAGUAAUUUAAAUGCUUCAAGUGAAGAGUCAAAGUCAUCUAAGGAAGAUGAAGGUGAUGCUAAGGAUGACAACCAUAGUCGCUUGACCCAUGUGUCUGACUGUGUUGAACUAGAGAAAUUGAAGGGGGAGAUGAAAAUGAUGGAGGCUGCAUUGCAGGGAGCUGCUCGACAAGCUCAAGCUAAAGCAGAUGAGAUUGCGAAGUUAAUGAGUGAAAAUGAGCAGUUGAAAGCUGUUAUAGAAGAGCUGAGGAGGAAAUCCAAUGACGCAGAAAUUGAGUCUUUGCGUGAGGAAUACCAUCAAAGGGUUGCAAUGCUUGAACGGAAGGUUUAUGCUCUUACGAGGGAAAGGGAUACAUUACGGCGGGAGCAGAACAAAAGAAGUGAUGCUGCUGCUCUUCUGAAGGAAAAAGAUGAAAUUAUCACUCAAGUUAUGGCUGAGGGAGAGGAACUCUCAAAGAAGCAAGCUGCACAAGAAGCUCAAAUUAGAAAAUUGCGGGCACAGAUUAGAGAAUUAGAUGAAGAGAAGAAGGCUUUGGUUACCAAGCUACAGCUUGAAGAGAAUAAAGUGGAAAGUAUAAAGAAAGACAAGGCUGCAACUGAAAAGUUGCUACAAGAAACAAUUGAAAAGCACCAAGCAGAGCUUGCUGGUCAAAAGGAAUAUUAUACUAAUGCUUUGAAUGCAGCAAAGGAAGCCGAAGCAUUAGCAGAGGCACGGGCCAAUAAUGAAGCCCGUACAGAGGUUGAGGGGCGUCUUCGGGAGGCUGAGGAACGUGAAACAAUGCUCGUUCAAACACUUGAAGAAUUAAGACAGACGUUAAGCAGCCAAGAGCAACAGGCUAUCAUGAAGGAGGACAUGUUACGCAGAGACAUUGAGGAUCUUCAGAAACGAUAUCAAGCAAGUGAACGUCGAUGUGAGGAACUUGUUUCACAGUUACCUGAAUCCACUAGGCCUCUUUUGCGACAAAUUGAAGCUAUGCAGGAAACAUCUGCCAGAAAGGCUGAAGCUUGGGCAGCUGUCGAGAGAACACUUCAAUCUCGGCUUCAGGAAGCAGAAGCCAAAGCUGCCUCUGCUGAGGAAAGAGAGCGAUCUAUAAAUGAGCGAUUAUCUCAAACUCUAUCUCGGAUUAAUGUUCUUGAAGCUCAGAUUUCAUGUCUCAGAACAGAGCAGACACAGUUAAAUAGAUCUCUUGAGAAGGAAAGACAAAGAGCAGCUGAAAAUCGGCAGGAGUAUCUUGCAGCAAAGGAAAUCGCUGAUACUCAUGAAGGUCGUGUAAAUCAACUUGAAGAAGAGAUCAAGCAACUUAAGAGAAAGCAUAAAAAUGACUUGCAAGAAUCACUGACCCACAGGGAACUUCUACAACAGGAGUUAGAUCAGGAAAAAGCAGCAAAACUAGAAUUGCAAAAGGCUGCCCAUAUACAGUCUUCUUCUUUGUCAGAUCAAAGCCUAAGUACGAAGAAUAAAUCCACACUUGAAAACGGACAGUUAACUCGUAAACUGUCAAGUGCUAGCAGUGUUGGGAAUAUGGAAGAAAGCUUUUUCUUGCAGGCUUCCCUAGAGUCUUCUUCCUCUUUGUUGGAGCGUAGAAAUUCUGGAGAGGCUACCAUGAGUCCUUAUUACCUGAAGAGCAUGAACCCAAGUGCUUUUGAAGCCGCACUUCGGCAAAAGGAGGGAGAACUUGCAUCAUAUAUGUCUCGCCUGGCUUCAUUGGAAUCUAUACGGGACUCACUUGCCGAAGAGUUGGUAAAAAUGACUGAGCAGUGUGAGAAGCUGCGAAGUGAGGCUUCUAUGCUGCCUGGCAUUCGGGCUGAGCUAGAAGCUCUAAGAAGGAGACAUACAGCUGCUCUGGAGCUGAUGGGUGAACGUGAUGAAGAGUUGGAAGAACUCCGUGCUGAUAUUGUAGAUUUGAAAGAAAUGUACCGGGAGCAAGUUAAUUUGCUUGUUAAUAAGAUUCAAACGCUAAGUUGACAGAUGGGUGCUGCUUGAUCACACCUGCGAUUUUACACAUCCAGUUUCCCAUCUAUGUAAGUGUUGUACCACCUACUGUCUGCAUUCAGUUUUUCACCCUGUAGUGUGCAUUCUGUAUUCCAUCCAUGCAAGUGUAGCACCAGUUUUACUACUCGCCAAAUUGCUGCCAAUCCAAUCAUUUCAAUAUUGCUGGGUCUCAAGUAAGAAACUGCAUUAUCUCUUGAUUAGAAUUGUAUUGAAUGACGUAUACAAACUUUUACCUUUAUCGGGAGGUCAGUACUGUAGUAACUUGUAGCAGUUUUUCAACUUACUUGGGAAGAUGGUUUUUGGAGAGAAUGGGGCAUGGCGAUGUAUAGCAAGAUACCAUGAGGGUUGCCCUUUAUUUAAUUGUAUCUAAUUAUGCAAAUUUUUUUUGCCCAUCAUUCGUUUGAUUGAGCAUGUAAAGACUUCCCAAUGUUUCUUGUGCAAUAAUUCUUGUUUGAACAUC
This is a messenger RNA of Amaranthus tricolor (Joseph's coat), 3919 nucleotides long. Its product is annotated as golgin candidate 5-like. The record is from RefSeq and is a predicted model, not a curated record. Bases 523 to 3432 code for a protein of 969 amino acids. The transcript is spliced from 19 exons. NCBI's taxonomy places the organism in Eukaryota, Viridiplantae, Streptophyta, Magnoliopsida, Caryophyllales, Amaranthaceae.